AUGCUCAUCUUAGCAUACUUCCUUCUGCUCCUCAUCCCUUAUGCAGCUACAAUCACAUUCAAUUUGACAAAUAUUGGUCUACAAAACCAGUUCAAGGAAAUAACGAUGGCAGGUGCUGGAUAUAUCUCGGAUGAUGGAAUCCAAGUAAGUGGCCCGGAUAGGAACGGUAGAGCAGGACGAGCAACAUACUUUAAACAGCUUCAUCUCUGGGAUAACACCUCUCGUGAACUAGGUGAUGGUCUCACAUUCUUCCUUGCCGAGAACAAUUCCGUGAUAUUGGCCGGUGGGUCCAUGGGGCUUCCCAUCAAUGGCUUAGAACACACGAAGAGCCCAUUUGUUGCAGUGGAGUUUGAUACAUUUUCAAACCCAGAAUGGGAUCCAAGAAACUCUAGCUAUGAUUUGAUAGGUGAUCAUGUAGGUAUCAACUGUAACUCUCUUGUGUCUAAUACGUCUCAAAAAUGGUUCAGUAAUAUAACCGGUGGGAGAGCCUGUCAAGCUUGGAUUACGUAUGAUUCUGUUUCAAAAAAUCUUAGUGUUUCCUUCACUGGUUUUCAAAAUAAUACAGUUGUACGUCAACAAUUUCAUCACAUAAUUGAUCUCAGGAGCGUGUUACCCGAAUGGGUCAUUUUCGGGUUUUCUGCUGCAACUGGAGAUGCUUUCCAGAAUAAUUCUGUGAAAUCUUGGGCAUUCAAUAGUUCUGAGUUACAAUAUAAUGCAAACAACGUGCAACCACCUAGUUGGAGCCCAAAGGCUAUGAAGGGGAAAACCAGAACAGCAGCUCUGGUGAGCUCGAUGGUUGGAUUAUUUGUGCUGAUUAGUUUUCUGGUUGUGCUUGCUUUUUGUGUGUGGAGAAGGAAGAAAAGAAGGGAAGGGAAACAAGGAUUUAACGUUGGGAUGGACAACGAAUUUGAAAUGGGUACUGGGCCGAAAAACUUUAGUUACCAACAAUUAGCUCGGUCAACCAGUGACUUCGCAGAGGAUCAGAAACUUGGUGAAGGAGGUUUUGGUGGGGUUUACCGAGGUUUCUUGCAAGAUUUGAGCAUGCAUGUUGCAGUCAAAAGGGUGUCGAAGAGUUCUAAACAAGGGAUCAAGGAGUAUGCUUCAGAAGUGAGGAUUAUCAGCAGAUUGAGGCACAGGAAUCUAGUUCAACUCACAGGUUGGUGUCAUGAGAAAGGUGAAUUAUUGCUUGUUUAUGAGUUCAUGGAGAACGGAAGCUUAGAUAUGCAUCUCUUCAAGGGGAAAAGCUUGUUGGCAUGGGGAACAAGGUAUAAAAUUGCCCAAGGCUUGGCUUCUGCUUUGUUGUAUCUACAUGAAGAAUGGGAGCAAUGUGUUUUGCAUAGAGAUAUCAAAUCGAGUAACGUGAUGUUAGAUUCAAAUUUGAAUGCAAAGCUUGGUGAUUUUGGGUUAGCUAAGUUGGUUGACCACGAGAAAGGUUCACAGACAACGUUAUUGGCUGGAACCUUAGGUUACAUGGCUCCUGAAUGCGUAGUAACCGGUAAGGCAACCAGAGAAUCAGAUGUGUUCAGCUUUGGAGUCGUUGCUUUAGAAAUAGCUUGUGGGAGAAAACCCAUCGUGUACAAGGCUCAAGAAAACCAAAUACGAUUAGUAGAUUGGGUUUGGGAGCUCUAUGGGGCUGGAACUCUUUUAGAAGCAGUCGAUCCAAGACUAGGGUCAGAUUAUGAGGGAGAAGAAACCAAGCGUUUGAUGAUGAUUGGGCUGUGGUGUGUGCACCCUGACAUGGUCGUUCGUCCCUCCAUGAGGCAAAUUAUUCAGGUACUGAACUGCGAAGCUUCACUCCCCAUACUCCCCUCAAAGAUGCCUGUGGCAUCUUACAUGUCUUCUCCCAUGUCUUAUUCAGAUGGUGUCGCUUCCAUCAUCCCAACCCAAUCAUCAAGCAGCACAUUUUACAUGGGUCGUUCCUGA
Messenger RNA from Lactuca saligna, 1923 nucleotides. NCBI's taxonomy places the organism in Eukaryota, Viridiplantae, Streptophyta, Magnoliopsida, Asterales, Asteraceae. The record is from the annotation of a GenBank genome assembly.